AUGUCGCAGCAGGCACGACGACGACGACGCUCCCCCGCCGCCCCAGGACAGCGCCGCGAACAGACCAAGGACGUCAGCGGUAGGCGGGAUCCCAACCGCGGACCAGAGGAUCAAAGACGAGGCGGGAGCGCUGCCGUCGAGAUGGAUCGAUUAUCGGGGUCCUCAAUCGUGCGCGCGCUGCGUCGGCAGCCCGUCUGGAUCGUGCUGGCCGUGUCGAGCGGAGCGUGUGCGGCGUUCAAUGGUGUUUUUGCAAAGUUAACAACCACGUCUCUGACAUCCAACCUCUCCUCCUCCAUCGCCACCUUCCUCUCCCUGUCCGCCGACAACACCUUGAUCGACCUCGCCGUCCGGGCCACAUUCUUCGUGCUCAACCUCGUCUUCAACGCCCUGAUGUGGGCGCUGUUCACGUCCGCGCUGACCCGCGCCGAGUCGACCACGCGCGUCAGCAUCGUCAACGUCUCGGCCAACUUUGUCAUCACCGCUGUGCUCGGCGCGUUGAUCUUCGGCGAGAAGCUGAAGGGAAUGUGGUGGGUGGGUGCGGGCAUGUUGGCCGUGGGUAACGUCGUGAUUGGGAGGAGAGAGGAAGGCGGGAAGCCCGGCGGGAAUAUCGGACUGGACGAGACGAGGGGGGAGGCGGAGCAGGCGGAGCGAAUGAUCAUGGGCGGAGAACGAGAACAAGAACAAGAAAGAGGAGGCGACCACCGUGCAGCAGCAGAAGGGGACCUGGUAGAGCUGGAUGACAACCUUGAGGGACCGACGACGAGGGGGGGAGAAACGCAGAGUAGGUUGAGGAAGGGAGAAGAGGCCGAUGAUCCGAUCUAA
Messenger RNA from Fonsecaea multimorphosa CBS 102226, 822 nucleotides. RefSeq lists its product as uncharacterized. Bases 1 to 822 code for a protein of 273 amino acids. The transcript has 2 exons. The record is from RefSeq and is a predicted model, not a curated record. Lineage: Eukaryota; Fungi; Ascomycota; Eurotiomycetes; Chaetothyriales; Herpotrichiellaceae.